Molecule: messenger RNA, 2535 nt
Organism: Sporothrix brasiliensis 5110
Lineage: Eukaryota; Fungi; Ascomycota; Sordariomycetes; Ophiostomatales; Ophiostomataceae
Product: dual-specificity kinase
Exons: 5
Coding region: 1-2535 (844 amino acids)
Biological process (GO): protein phosphorylation
Cellular component (GO): nucleus
Molecular function (GO): ATP binding; protein kinase activity
Source: RefSeq, a predicted model, not a curated record
AUGUCGACGCCUACCACGGCCACUGCGACGCUUCCUCACUACGCCGCUGGCUACCCAUUCUCCCACCAGUCGUCGUACCGGCCGACACAUCCUCAUUCCGGCCCGUCGGGUCGUCUGGCGCCUCCGCAGGUGUCCUCGCCAUCGUCUGCGUCGGCCUCGUACGCUCCCUAUUCCCCGUCGUCCUCCCAUCUCAUCCCGGCCGCCGUGGCCAACGGGGCCGCUGUUGCUGCGAACCACUCCAAUCACGCCAAUCACGCUCGGCAGCCACAGCACCAGGCACCGCAGCAUUAUCACCACACAACCGCCCACAGCCAACAGGGCCAAAACCACGUUUCGUCCUCGUCGUCUCAGCACAACGGACACCACGCCGGGCCCUACGGGUCACACGGGUCGCACGGGUCGGCUGUUUCCUCGCCGAGCUACUCGGCCACCACAACCAUUACCCUCCCGCCGCCUUCACGGCUGUCCCACGGGACUGCUGCCACCGGCACCACGCCCUCGGCCUCGACCCUCGACGCCGCCUCCCAAUCGUCCAUGCAUGCCGCCAUGGGCUCAUCACAACACGGGGAUUCGCAGCCGCCACGCAAGCGUCGCCGGUCGGGCCCGCCGGAUUGGGGCUCGUUCUACAAAAAUGGCCUGCCGCAGGAGGUCAUUGUGAUUGAGGACAGCCCCGAGCACGACGCGUCUGCCCACGGUCGCUAUGGCAGCGGACACGGUGCAGCCUCGGGAAGCCGCAAUGGCACACUUGGUUCACACGGUGCUCACGGUGCCGGUGCCGUCGACGUUGCCGCCGUUGCCUACCACUACGACCAGAAAGACCAACUUGCCAAUGGUGGCAGUGGUGCCACCGCCGACCGCCACAUUGCGAAGAAGCGGCGGCGAACAGACGACCGAUAUCCGCAGCAGCAGCAGCAACAACAGACAACAACACUGCCGCCGGCCAGCUCUCUCGUGGCCAACGUCGGCUCGACCAGCGGCAGCCGCUACGACCCGGUGCACAACUACCUGCAGCACCAGCACUCGAGCGGCUCGACCAUUUCCAGCGAGCGGACCAACUCCAACUCCAACAAUUCCAACGCGUCCCUGUACACCACGACGGCCACGGCCGCCAACACGGCCGCCACAUCCCUCGUGUCCUCCAACGGGCAGUACGAGUACGACGUGGGCAGCCAGAAGCGCAAGCGGACGACGCGGCAGCAGGCGGCCAACGAGUCGAAGAAGCGCGAUCGCGAGGCGGCGGCGCUGGGCCUCGCCUUUGCCAACUACCGGCCACCGCCCCUGCCUCCCGUCAAGGCCGCCGAAGUCGACGUCAAAGUCAUUCGCGAUGCACCCCACUCCAAGAACGUCAAGGUCGACGACGACGACGGCCAUUACAUUGUCGUGCCCGAGACCGACCUGACCAAGCGAUACCAAAUGGUGAAACUCCUCGGCCAGGGCACGUUUGGCAAGGUCGUCCAGGCCCGCGACCGCGAGAAGAACGAACUCGUCGCCAUCAAGAUCAUUCGCUCUGUGCAAAAGUACCGCGAUGCCUCGCGAAUCGAACUGCGCGUGCUCGAGACGCUCAAGGCCAACGACCGCGAAAACCGCAACCGCUGCAUCCAUUUGCGGGAAUGCUUUGACUUCCGCGGUCACAUCUGCAUUGUCAUGGAUCUCCUGGGCCAGAGCGUGUUUGACUUUCUCAAGGGCAACGGCUUUGUACCUUUCCCUAACAGUCAAAUCCAGAGCUUUGCCCGCCAGCUUUUUACCAGUGUUGCCUUCCUCCACGACCUGCAACUCAUCCACACCGAUCUGAAACCCGAAAACAUCCUCCUCGUCGAUGCCAACUACCAGACGUUCACGUACAACCGCAAAAUCCCAUCGUCAUCUACGACUGUCGGCCGCCAGGCUACUCAGCGACGUGUCUUGCUCGACACCGAGAUUCGACUGAUCGAUUUUGGCUCGGCCACCUUCCAGGACGAAUAUCACUCCUCCGUCGUGUCCACGCGCCACUACCGCGCGCCCGAAAUCAUUCUCGGCCUGGGAUGGUCGUUCCCGUGUGACAUUUGGAGCAUCGGCUGCAUCCUGGUCGAGUUUUUCACCGGCGACGCCCUGUUCCAGACGCACGAUAACCUCGAGCAUCUCGCUAUGAUGGAAGCGGUGUGCGACGGCCGCAUCGACACGCAUCUCGUCCAGCAGGUCGUGAAGUCUACCCGUCACGGCGUCCGCCCCGCGGCCAAAUACUUCAAGAGGUUAAAGCUCGACUAUCCCUGUGAGGAGACUACGCGUGCUUCAAGGCGAUUUGUGAAGGCCAUGAAGAAGCUGAAUGACAUUAUCCCCACGACCAACAAUUUCCUGCGGCAAUUCCUCGACUUGCUCAAGCGCAUCUUCAUCUACGAUCCCGCCCAGCGCAUCACCGCAAAAGAAGCCCUGCAGCACCCCUGGUUCCGCGAGAUCGCCGUGCAAGACGACGGUACGGAGGCAGCUAAGAUCCGCCACCAGCGUGCGCGCGCCUCGCGAGAACGAACUACCUCUCGGGUCGCUCAACCACACCCAUGA